AAGGGAGCUUGGUCUUGCUCGGCAGACAAACGAGUGCGACGCGACCUCACAUGGGCUCCAGCCAGAGCCAGGACACCCAGGACACCAAGCCGCCGCCCCAGCUCGGCAAGAGCGGCAAGAAGAUCUGCUGCAGCUGCCCGGAGACCAAGAAGCCCCGCGACGAGUGCAUCGUGACGAAGGGCGAGGAGCACUGCGGUGACUUAAUCGAGGCGCACAAGCGCUGCCUCCGCUUGGAAGGGUUCAAGGUAUGAAGCGCGACGCCGCCACCGCCGAGCUGUCGCGCGAGGAGCUCGAGGCCGAGGUGGCCGCGCUGCGCUCGGAGAACGCCCAGCUGCGCACGGCGCCGCUGCCUCCGUUAAAUCCGCUGCCGCCCCUGGCGCCGCUGCCGACUUUCGACCCGCUCGCGUCGCCACCGGCGUCGCCGGCGGUCCUCGGGGCGGACUGGGGCGGCGGCGUCGCGCCCGUGCCGCCGGCGUCGCCGGCGGUCCUCGGGGCGGACUAUGGCGGCGGCGUCGCGCCCGUGCCAAUGCCGGCCAACCAGUCGCCGCUCUCGCCCGCCCCGGCGCCGGCGCCGCCCAAGCCGCGGCCGGCGCCCAGCUUCCGCCCGGCGGACCGCGUCGAGUUCGCGCGGACCGGCGAGCAGGGCAUCAUCGACCGCGUCUGGAAGCGCGGCGAGCUGCCGGGGGUCGACGACGACGACGGCCCUUUCGUGGACGUGGCCUUCGGCAGCGGCGAGGUCGGCACGUUCAAGGCCCGCUACUUCCGGCCGCCGACGGCGCCGCCGCGCCUCCAGCGCUGGGGCAACGAGCCGCCCGCGGCGCUCCUCUACGCGGAGAAGGUCGCGGAGCCGGCGGCCGCCGCGCGCGACUCGGACUCGGACUACAACAGCAAGGCCGAGUCGUCCGAGUCCGAGUCGGACGCGAGCGAGGCGCCGCCGCGGCCGGCCGUCGAGGACGAGGACUCGGACGACGCGCUGAUCUGGGUGCCGAAGAAGAAGGCCCUGAUCGGCCGGUGCGCGCCGGGCGAGGCCCUCGUCUGCCCGGCCUGCGAGGCGUCCUACACGUCGGGCCACUUCUGCCCCAAGUGCGAGAAGAAGCUCGUGCCGCGCAUGACCGCCCCCGCCGAGAAGGCUAACGAGUAAC
Messenger RNA from Pelagomonas calceolata, 1142 nucleotides. Lineage: Eukaryota; Pelagophyceae; Pelagomonadales; Pelagomonadaceae. The record is from the annotation of a GenBank genome assembly.